AUGACGAAAAAAAGAAAGAACAAUGGUCUUGCCAAAAAGGGCCACGCUCAUGUGCAGCCUAUUUGCGGCACGAACUGCGCCUGGUGCGUACCCAAGGAUAAGACCAUUAAGAAGUUUGUCAUUCAGAACAUAGAGGAGGCCGCCGUCAGGGACAUUUCCAAAGCGAGUGUCUUGGACGGUUAUGUGCUUCUCAAGCUAUAUGUGAAGCUGCAUUACUGUGUGAGUUGUGCCAUUCACAGCAAAGUGGUCAGAAAUCGAUCUCAUGAAGCCAGCAAGCAUCGAACUCCUCCACCCCGAUUUAGACCUGCUGGUGCUGCCCCACGACUUCCACCAAAGCCCAUGUAA
Octodon degus (degu) is the source of this 345-nucleotide messenger RNA. RefSeq names its product 40S ribosomal protein S26-like. The record is from RefSeq and is a predicted model, not a curated record. Gene Ontology annotation, molecular function: structural constituent of ribosome; mRNA binding. The transcript has a single exon. Lineage: Eukaryota; Metazoa; Chordata; Mammalia; Rodentia; Octodontidae. Bases 1 to 345 code for a protein of 114 amino acids. Gene Ontology annotation, cellular component: cytosolic small ribosomal subunit; ribosome. Gene Ontology annotation, biological process: translation.